Messenger RNA from Pseudopodoces humilis (Tibetan ground-tit), 3045 nucleotides. NCBI's taxonomy places the organism in Eukaryota, Metazoa, Chordata, Aves, Passeriformes, Paridae. The record is from RefSeq and is a predicted model, not a curated record.
GCCAUGGCGGCUCCAGGUGCGCUCAGGUGCGCCCGGGGGGGGCUCGCGCUCACCUGGGGGCUGCUCUACCUGGCAGGUGUGCUGUGCUCAGGUGAGCAGGGCCAGCCACGCUCAGGUGCGCCCGAGGAGGGCCAGGUGCGCCUGGCCGGGGGCCCGCACAGGUGCGCGGGGCGCGUCGAGGUGUUCCACGCGGGCAGGUGGGGCACGGUGUGCGACGACGCCUGGGAGCUGCCGGACGCGCAGGUGAGCUGCCGCCAGGUGCGCUGCGGCCCCGCCCUCUGGGCGCCAGGUGCGGCGCAGUUCGGGCGGGGCUCAGGUGAGAUCUGGCUGGACGACGUCACCUGCGCCGGGAACGAGACUCACCUGGGCCAGUGCCACGCCCAGCCCUGGGGACACAACGACUGCUUCCAUGGAGAGGACGCGGGGGCCGUGUGCGCAGACUCUCUGGAGCCGGAGCCGCCUCACCUGCGCCUGGCCGGGGGCCGGCAUCGCUGCGCGGGGAGGGUGGAGCUGCUGCACCUGGACAGGUGGGCCGGGGUCUGCGGCCACACCUGGGGCCCGCGGGAGGCUCAGGUGGUCUGCAGGUACCUGGGCUGCGGGACCCCCCUGGCCGACGCCCCCGGGGACGCACCUGGGGACGCACCUGGGGACGCCCCCGGGGACGCACCUGGGGACGCACCUGGGCAGGUGUGGCUGGAGCAGGUGAGCUGCGAAGGCACCGAGAGGGACCUGAGGCACUGCAGGGCGGGGCCCUGGCGGGAGCGCACCUGCGACCAGGGGGGCGUGGCCAGAGUGGCGUGCUCAGGCUCUGCGCUGGCCACGCCCCCCCAGGUGCGCCUGGCCUCGGGGCCGGGCAGGUGCGCGGGCCGUGUGGAGGUGUUACACCUGGGCAGGUGGGGCACGGUGUGCGACGACACCUGGGCGUUCCCCGCGGCCGCCGUGGUGUGCCGCUACCUGGGCUGCGGACAGGUGAUCGCGGCCCCGCCCCGCGCGCGCUUCGGGCCCGGCCGCGGCCCCGUGUGGCUGGACGGGCUCACCUGCACAGGUGAGGAGGCCGCGCCCUCCGAGUGCCGCCACAAAGGGUGGGGAGUGCACACCUGUGAGCACAGCGAGGACGCCGGAGUGGUGUGCGCAGGUUCUGGCCUGGCUGACCUGACUCACCUGCGCCUGGCCGAGGGCCCGCACAGGUGCGCCGGGCGGCUGCAGGUGCUGCACGAGGGGCGCUGGGGCGGGGUCUGCGGCCUCACCUGGGCGCUGCCCGCCGCCCGCGUCACCUGCCGCUACCUGGGCUGCGGCCCCGCCCUCCGGGCCGGCCAGGUGAGCGUCGGGAGGGAGGAGCUCACCUGGGUGGAGUCACUCAGGUGUAACGGCAGCGAGUGGAGCCUGCUCGAGUGCCAGGUGAGGCUGUGGGGCGCCCCCUACUGCCCGCACGCCACCCUCACCUGUGCCCAGCCAGGUGAGGCCCUGACACGCUCAGGUGUGACCACGGUGCCCUCAGGUGAGCCCCUGGCACUCCCAGGUGCAUCCCAGCCGCGUCCAGGUGCGACCCUGGCACCCCCAGGUGUGCCCCAGGUGUCUCCAGGUGUGCCCCAGGUGUCUCCAGGUGUGCCCCCAGGUGCGAGCCCGGAACCCUCAGGUGUGCCCCCAGGUGUGACCCUGGCACCCUCAGGCGUGUCCCCAGGUGUGACCCCGACACCCUCAGGUGCGCCCGAGGAGGGCCAGGUGCGCCUGGCCGGGGGCCCGCACAGGUGCGCGGGGCGCGUCGAGGUGUUCCACGCGGGCAGGUGGGGCACGGUGUGCGACGACGCCUGGGAGCUGCCGGACGCGCAGGUGAGCUGCCGCCAGGUGCGCUGCGGCCCCGCCCUCUGGGCGCCAGGUGCGGCGCAGUUCGGGGAGGGGGCGGGGCCCAUCUGGCUGGACAGGUUGAGCUGCGCAGGUAACGAGGCUCACCUGGCCGAGUGCCCCUCCCGGCCCUGGGGGGCGCACACCUGCAGCCACCGAGAGGACGCCGGAGCCGUGUGCGCAGAGCCCGGCGCGGGCGCGGCUCCCCAGGUGCGGCUCUCAGGUGCGCCCGACAGGUGCGCGGGGCGCGUGGAGGUGCUGCGCGCUCACCUGUGGGGCACCGUGUGCGACGACGGCUGGGGCCUGCGGCAGGCUCAGGUGCUCUGCGCUCACCUGGGCUGCGGCCACGCCCUGGAGGCGCCGGGGGCCGCCAGGUACGGCCAGGGGGCGGGGCCAAUCUGGCUCGAUGACGUCACCUGCACAGGGAAGGAGCGCGACUUCUUCAGGUGCGCCCACCGCACCUGGGGGGAGAACAACUGCCGGCACGGGGAGGACGCGGGGGUGGUGUGCGCAGGUAACUCCAGCUCACCUGAGGUGCGGCUGGCGGCCGGGCCGCACCUGUGCGCAGGUAGGGUGGAGGUGCUGCACGAGGGGCGCUGGGGGACGGUGUGCGACCACGGCUGGGACCUGAGGGACGCCCAGGUGAUCUGCCGCCAGCUGGGCUGUGGGGAGGCACUGUCGGCUCCCGGCCACGCCCACUUUGGGCAGGGCUCGGGACAGGUGUGGCUGAGCGACCUCACCUGUUCGGGCCGUGAGCGACACCUGGGGCACUGCCCCGCCCCCCCCUGGGGCAACAACACCUGCGGGCACGAGGAGGACGCGGCGGUGGAGUGCGCAGCCCCUCACCUGUCCGUCCCCACCCCCUCUCCAGAGCCCCUCCAGGUGCGCCUGGCCGCGGGGCCGGGCAGGUGCGCGGGCCGCGUGGAGGUGUUACACCUGGGCAGGUGGGGCACGGUGUGCGACGACACCUGGGACCUGCAGGCGGCCCGGGUCACCUGCCGGCACCUGGGCUGCGGCCCCGCCAUCAGCGCACCUGGCGGCGCCCGCUUCGGGCCCGGCCGCGACCCCGUGUGGCUGGACCAGGUGCGCUGCUCAGGUGAGGAGCUCACCUUGGACAGGUGCGAGCUGCGCCAGUGGGGAGAGCACGACUGCGGCCACGAGGAGGACGCGGGGGUGGUGUGCGCAGGUGAGUCCUGCAGGUGA